Messenger RNA from Labeo rohita (rohu), 1975 nucleotides. RefSeq names its product family with sequence similarity 114 member A2 (gene fam114a2). The record is from RefSeq and is a predicted model, not a curated record. Bases 20 to 1573 code for a protein of 517 amino acids. Lineage: Eukaryota; Metazoa; Chordata; Actinopteri; Cypriniformes; Cyprinidae. The transcript has 13 exons.
GAAACUGGUAUGUGUUAAGAUGUCAGACAACGAAAGCUCCACGAGUGACAAAACAGAGAAAUCAAUGAACCAAGAGCCCAAAGAGCCUUCAUCACCUACUCAAGAUGAGCCCUCUGGUGAAACUCAGACUGACAGCUCUACUGAUGUAGCACCAACCCGAAAGACCAGGAGAAGACCAGAGCAUAAACCUCCUCCAGAAGAACAGAAGACCCCAGAAGCACAAAAACCAGCACAAAGUGCUCCAGAAACCUCUCCAGAGACGACUGUUUCCCAGGGAGGUUGGGGUUACUGGGGUAGCUGGGGUAAAUCGAUCCUUUCCACUGCUACAGCCACUGUAGCUACUGUGGGCCAAGGGUUGACACAGGUCAUUGAGAAAGCAGAGACAUCUCUAGGAAUCCCAAGUCCUGAGGAGCUUUCAGCUCAAACGGAAAAAGAAAAAAAUGAUGAUUCAGCCAGCAGUAAGGAAAAUAAAGAUGAAGGGGAGAAGGCAUAUGGAGUGGGUGGUGCAAUGGGAAUGAUCUCCUCCAGUAGUAUGGGAAUGCUGUCAUCUUUAACCACUGUAGUUCAGAGUACGGGUAAAACAGUAAUAAGUGGUGGUCUGGAUGCAUUGGAGUUCAUUGGGAAGAAGACCAUGGAUGUUAUAGCAGAAGGAGACCCCGGCUUUAAGAAAACAAAGGGGCUGAUGAACAGAAACACCACACUGUCACAGGUCUUAAGGGAAGCAAAAGAACGUGAAGAGCAGCAAAAAGCUGAAAACGUCACUUCAGAAACAGACAAGAAGGCUCAUUAUGGAAUGCUGUUUGAUGAGUUUCAAGGCCUGUCCCAUUUGGAGGCUUUGGAGAUUCUCUCUAGAGAGAGCGAAGCCAAGGUGAAAUCUGUGCUGACCACACUGUCCGGUGAGGAGUUAGCUAAACUAAAAAAAGAACUACAGGACAUUAAAGAGCCUUUUUCCCUUAUGGAGUUUGAUGACGAGGUGGACGAUGAUACGAAAGGUGAUGAUGGUGAGGACUUUGUGAAGGAACUGACAGAUGCUCUCGAAAGAUUACAGAUCUCCACAUCAGCAGACAAACUUGGCAAGGCCAGAAAAAAUGCAUUCAACCAUAUCACAAACAUUAAGCUACAAAGUGAAAGCCCACAGCAAGAAGAAGAAGAAGAAGAAGAAGAGGAGAAAGAACAGAAAACGGCGGUGACAAAAUGCAGUGUUGAGGAGGCCCAUUUGCUUGCCAUUACCAGCCUGGCCGAGUUCACAGCCAGAUCCAUAGAGCAGUUCCACAAAACAGCUGAAAUGCUGCUCCACUGUAACCCUGAGGGCGUGACGGCCACAGAACAAGCCAAAGUCCUAUCGCAAGUUACUAUUGUUAUUUGUAAGGAGGUGUCACUACUAUCCAAAAAGUUCACGUCGUGUUUGACUACCAUUGGGACAAAUGAAAAGGGAGAAGUUCUCAAUCCACUUAUUACCAGCGUUUUUCUCGAGGCAUCAAACAGUGCAUCAUAUAUCCAGGACGCGUUCCAGCUCCUCAUGCCAGUGCUGGAAGUGUCUCAUAUUCAGAGGACGGUGGAGUCAGCACAGUGAUAACCACUUAGAAACACUUUACUGUGCCAACUUAGAUUUUAAUAACGAAAAAACCCAACAUGCAACAUCAUAUAAUGGAAGUAAACAAUGUUUGAUUUACAUUCAAGUAGAUAUGGGAAGCACACGACUGUAUGGUGUGCACAGCUUUUGCACAUCUGUUGAUUGUUGGCUUUUUCCUAUCUUAGUAUAUUUUUGAAAAGGCUUGGUGUCAGAACUUUCACUAUAACUGACAUUGUCUGAAUGAAUACAGUAAUUUAAAUAAAUAUGUUUUAUGUCUAAAUGUAUAAUGAAUAGAAAUCAGAUUUUUAAUAUCUUUAAGACUCAUCUCGUUUUCAAAUAAUUAUGCAAGUCAUAUCAGUAUUAAUGUUUAAUUAUCUUUUAAAUAAACAAUUGUUACUUGUC